This is a messenger RNA of Ipomoea nil (Japanese morning glory), 582 nucleotides long. RefSeq lists its product as uncharacterized. The record is from RefSeq and is a predicted model, not a curated record. Lineage: Eukaryota; Viridiplantae; Streptophyta; Magnoliopsida; Solanales; Convolvulaceae. The transcript has a single exon. The coding region runs from base 1 to 582 and encodes 193 amino acids.
AUGAAAUUAACCACGAAAAACUUUCUCUUCUGGCGUACCCAACUUGUACCAUUCCUCCGUGGACAAGGUCUCCUGGGGUAUGUCACCGGCGAUACACCUUGUCCACCUACCACGCUUGAGUCUCCAGCGUCCGGUGAAGCUGCCUCCGGCGCCACAACAACCACCACCACCUCGAACCCGGCUCACGGCCUAUGGAUACAGCAGGACCAGAGCAUACUGUCUCUGCUUGUGUCAUCAAUGGCGGACGAGGUACUCUACCUCGUCGUCGGCCGUACAACGUCGCAUGAGGUGUGGUCUUCGAUCACGGCGGCACUGGGUUCCUCGACCAGGGCGAGAUGCCUCAAUUUGUUGGCUCAAUUCCAAUCACUCAGGCAAGGUGACAGCACUCCCGCCGAGUAUCUCGGCCGUGCGCAGCUGUUAGUGGAGGAUCUAGCGUUGGCCGGCCGUCCGGUCUCGCUUGACGAGCAGAACCUCUGGGUUUUCCGAGGUCUCCGGCCAGAAUUCCGGUCGAUGGCUUCAUCCCUCGCGGCAUCCGGCACACCGGUGUCGAUUCCCCAGCUCUCGGACUAUCUCCAAGCCUAA